Betta splendens (Siamese fighting fish) is the source of this 2942-nucleotide messenger RNA. RefSeq names its product long-chain-fatty-acid--CoA ligase ACSBG2-like. Gene Ontology annotation, cellular component: endoplasmic reticulum; membrane. The transcript is spliced from 15 exons. The record is from RefSeq and is a predicted model, not a curated record. The coding region runs from base 222 to 2453 and encodes 743 amino acids. Gene Ontology annotation, molecular function: long-chain fatty acid-CoA ligase activity. NCBI's taxonomy places the organism in Eukaryota, Metazoa, Chordata, Actinopteri, Anabantiformes, Osphronemidae.
UGGGAGCAGGUUCCUCAGCUUAUACUGUUUAGUCAAUAGAGACCAGGUGUUUGCUCUUCUCUGCGGUUCUACUUUACAGGAUACGUUUUUCAUUUUUACCCUUUUUUUUCUAUGGGACUGUGACUUUUUACUAGAAGACUUUCUUUUUAUUUGAACUGACUUUUGCAUCACUGAGAGGAGCAGAGCCUUCUGUUGCCACACUGCCAGUGUUCUAAUGCAAGAUGAAUGUCCAGGAAGAUUUGGUCGUGAGUAACAGCAAUUCUCACAGCAUUUCUUCCCAAAACACACUGAAUUCGUCAGACUCCACCAACUUCAAGAUGCACUCCCCUGUCGUCCUCAACGGAGGCGCUGCAAAGAAGCAGGAGAGCCGUCAUUCCAGUAACACUGAGGUCCAGACUCAACCUGCCACAUCUCCUGAGCCGAAUGGAGCCGCUGCCGGGCACCCGCCUGGUGAAGAGCCCAAACCAGUCGCCCUGUCGACGGCACACUUGGCAACAACUCUGUCCCCGGCUGAUGAAGAAUGGAGCAGCAGCAGAGACAAGGGAGUCAGGCUGAGGAUGGAGGGCUCCGGCCCCGCCGCAGAGACGCCGAUCACCGUCCAUCAGAUGUUCCUGGAGACGCUGGAGGGCUACGGGGACAGUCCAGCCUUGGUUUCCAAAAAGGACGGCCAGUGGGUGACGCUGACAUGGAGCCAGUACUACCAGCAGUGUCGGGCGGCUGCUAAAAGUUUCCUCAAGUUGGGGCUGGAGCGGUACCAUGGUGUGGGAAUCCUGGGCUUCAACUCUCCUGAGUGGUUCAUCUCAGAUGUCGGCUGCAUUUUAGCUGGGGGCCUGGCCACCGGCAUUUACACCACCAACUCACCAGAGGCCUGUCAGUAUGUGGCCAUGAACUGUGAGGCCAACGUCCUGGUGGUGGAGAACAAGAAACAGCUGGACAAAAUCCUGCAGGUUAAAGAUCAGCUACCUCACCUGAAAGCCAUCGUCCAGUAUAAAGGCGAGCUGGAGCAGAAGACACCGUUCCUGUACACAUGGGCAGAGUUCAUGAAGCUGGGAGAGGACGUGCCCGAAGAACAGCUCAAUGCGGUGAUCGACAGCCUCCGGGCCAACGAGUGCUGCACUCUCAUCUACACAUCUGGAACCACUGGCAACCCCAAAGGAGUCAUGCUGAGCCAUGACAAUCUGACGUGGACAGCGAAGACAUCAGCUACGAUGGCUGAUAUUAGGAUUGGUGUAGAGGUGAUAGUCAGUUACCUCCCUCUCAGCCACGUGGCAGCUCAGGUAGUUGAUGUGUGGAUCAGUAUGAGGUUUGCCGGGACCAUCUACUUUGCAGAGCCAGAUGCUCUCAAGGGCUCCUUGGUAACCACGCUGAAAGAAGCUCGUCCCACCUGUUUCCUGGGGGUUCCUCGUGUGUGGGAGAAGAUGCAGGAGAAGAUGAAGGCUGCCGGCGCCAAAGGCUCCCCACUGAGGAAGAAGGUGGCGGACUGGGCCAAGUCUAUAGGCCUGCAGUACAACUACAGCGCCAUGAAUGGGGAGAACCAGGUGCCGUGGGGUUUCAUGCUCGCUAACAACCUGGUGUUCAAGAAGGUGCGCGCAGCGCUGGGCUUAGACAACUGCAGGGUCUGCUUCACGGGGGCGGCCCCCAUCACCAAGGACACCCUGGAGUACUUCAUGAGCCUGAACAUGCCGGUGAUGGAGCUGUACGGCAUGAGUGAAAGCUCCGGCCCACACACCAUCUCCAUUAACAGCGAUUACAGGAUCACGAGCUGUGGGAAGGUGAUGCCAGGCAGCAAAAUUAACCUGGACAAUCCAGAUGAGGAGGGAAACGGGGAGAUCUGUUUCUGGGGCCGGAACGUCUUCAUGGGCUACCUGAACACGCCCGACAAGACUCUAGAGGCCCUGGACCAGGACGGCUGGCUGCGCUCUGGAGACCUGGGAAGACUUGACCAGAACAACUUCCUGUACAUUACAGGGAGGAUUAAGGAACUGAUCAUCACGGCCGGAGGCGAGAACGUCCCUCCUGUGCCCAUCGAGGACGCGCUGAAGGCCGAGGUGCCCAUCAUCAGCGCCGCCAUGCUCAUCGGAGACAAGCUCAAGUUCCUGUCUAUGCUGCUCACUCUCAAAUGUGUCCUAGACGACAACGGCGAUCCCACAGACGAGCUGAGCCCUGAGGUUCUGGACUUCUGUCAGCAGCACGGCAUCACAUCAACCAAGGUGUCACAGAUCAUAGCCACCAAGGAGCCGGCGGUCUACAAGGCGAUUUCAGAGGGGGUGGAGCGCGUCAACGCCAGGGCCACGUCCAACGCUCAGAGGGUCCAGAAGUGGGUCAUUCUGGAGCGCGACUUCUCUGUCGGGGGCGGAGAGCUGGGACCCACCAUGAAGCUGAGGAGGCCCAUCGUCGUGAAGAUGUACCAGGAGCAAAUAAAUGACAUGUAUGCAGUGACGUCAGAGAAGUGAGCCGGGCCGCAGGCGAGGCGCUGACCUGUCACCUGGAUGUCAGAGGGUGGUAAUUAUUGGAGGAAAGUCUGAUUGUGAUUUAAUGAAAGUGAAGCUUGUGCUGCUACUGUUUUGUUUUCCAGCAGCUGUAGCGCUUUGUUCAAUGUACACGCGUUUUCAGUAUGUGCACUUUUUGUAAAUAUCUAAAUCAGAGCCAUUUACUGUUCAAACAUCAAACUGCCUUGUUUUAUUAUUGUAUUUAAGCAACAGUACAUAUUUAAUGUUUUGCGCUAAUUGCCAGUUUCUAGUGUCAUUUAGUGAAUUGCAGAUGGUGCCUCUAUAGAUUAGAGGUGAUGUUGGUUAAAUGUGAUGACAAAUGUAAAAACGUUCCUUCUAUCAGCAUUGUAAAUUGUAAAGGACCUGAGUUUGUGUGUCAUGUACAGUGACAAAGAAUAAAAUGUUUAUUUUGUGAUAUUCAACUACUGUCAAUAAAAAGUGAUUUAGACAAAG